AUGGCUCCUGCAGUGUUGACUGGCCUCCUUCCUCUCUGUGUGUGCCUCCUGCUGGCAUCUGGCUUUGCCCAGGCAGGCAAGCUGCUGGUCAUACCCAUGGAUGGGAGCCACUGGUUUACCAUGCGAUCCGUGGUGGAACAACUCAGCCACAGAGGGCAUGAGGUGGUGGUGGUCAGGCCAGAGGUGAGUUGGCGCCUGGGACAAUCAACCAGUUAUACUGUCAAGACUUACUCCACAUCUUACAGUCUGGAGGAUCUGAAUGAUCAGUUCCGGAUUUUUGCUGACUCUCAGUGGAAAACUCGGGAUCAAAGUGUGAUUGCCCUGAUAAUGAAUCCAUCAAACACCAUUUUUAAAUACUUUUUUUCAAAUUGUAGAAGUUUAUUUAAAGACAAAAAAUUAGUAAAAUAUAUAGAAGACAGUUCUUUUGAUGCGGUGUUUCUGGACCCUUUUGACAUGUGUGGCUUGAUUGUAGCCAAAUAUUUUUCACUUCCGUCUGUGGUCUUCACCAGGGGACUGUUUUGCCACUAUCUGGAAGAAGGUGCGCAGUGCCCCAGCCCUCUUUCUUAUGUUCCGAGAGGUCUCUUUUCAUUAUCGGAUACCAUGACCUUCAGGCAGAGAGUGUGGAAUCACAUUAUCCACUUGGAGGAACAUUUAUUUUGUGGCUAUUUUUUCAAAACUGCUGUAGAAGUUGCCUCUGAGAUUCUCCAGACGUCUGUCACAGCCUAUGACCUGGUCAGCCAACCAUCCAUUUGGUUGUUACGAAAUGACUUUGUUUUGGACUAUCCCAAACCUGUGAUGCCCAACAUGAUCUUCAUUGGCGGCAUCAACUGCCACCCAAGAAAGCCACUGUCACAGGAGUUUGAAUCCUAUAUAAAUGCCUCCGGAGAACAUGGAAUUGUGGUUUUCUCUUUGGGCUCAAUGGUCUCAGAUAUUCCAGAGAAGAAAGCCAUGGAAAUUGCUGAUGCCUUGGGCAAAAUACCUCAGACAGUGCUGUGGCGCUACACUGGGACUCGACCAUCGAAUCUUGCCAAGAAUACAAUCCUGGUCAAGUGGCUGCCCCAAAAUGAUCUGCUGGGUCACCCGAAGACUCGUGCCUUUAUCACACAUUCUGGCUCCCAUGGUAUCUAUGAAGGAAUAUGCAAUGGCAUUCCGAUGGUGAUGCUGCCCCUGUUCGGCGAUCAGAUGGACAAUGCAAAGCGCAUGGAGUCCCGGGGAGCAGGAGUGUCCCUGAACGUCCUGGAAAUGACUUCUGCAGACUUAGAAAAUGCCCUCAAAACUGUCAUCAAUGACAAGAGCUAUAAGGAAAACAUCAUGCGCCUCUCCAGCCUCCACAAGGACCGCCCCAUUGAACCACUGGACCUGGCUGUGUUCUGGGUGGAGUUCGUGAUGAGGCACAAGGGAGCCCCGCAUCUGCGCCCCGCAGCCCACGACCUCACCUGGUACCAGUACCAUUCUUUGGACGUGAUUGGCUUCCUCUUGGCCAUUGUGCUGGGAGUUGCCUUUGUUGUCUAUAAAUGCUGUGCCUUCGGCUGCCAGAAGUGCUUUGGGAAGAAAAAGCGAGUUAAAAAAUCUAACAAAUCCAAGGCACACUGA
Pipistrellus nathusii (Nathusius's pipistrelle) is the source of this 1593-nucleotide messenger RNA. Lineage: Eukaryota; Metazoa; Chordata; Mammalia; Chiroptera; Vespertilionidae. The record is from the annotation of a GenBank genome assembly.